AUGUCUUCAACCGAGCAUUACCCCGGCUACUUUGACUGGUCGUACUAUGAGUUUUUGAUACUUAACCGUGAUGUCAUGAUAUCUUCACCAUUAAAUGAAGAUUGGAAUGGCCUAGAUGGUACAUGGACUCGUAGAUUUCUAAAAAACGCAGAAAUGAUGCUUGAAUCAAAGGACUUUGAAACUUUAAAGGUCAAGGUAUUAAUUUUCUUUUAUUUAGUCAAGGGAGCUCCCGUCAGCCAACGUCCUGACUCAGGAGUAUCAGUCAACGUCCUGGCCCAAGUGAUGGUAGUGGCACCUCUGGUAGAUACUGAACGUUCAAAUCAUGGAAUAAAGACCUAUUGGGAAAAUGUUAUUCAUGAGCAGAAAAAAGUACGCCAGGCCUUAAAUAAAGCCGGGAAAUAUAAUAUUGAAGAUUUAUCCUCAGAAGGAUUUUCGAAUUCUUUUCCUGUUAAUACGACACCUGCAUCCAAACAUGCACUUGAUGGUUCUAACUCAACCUCUUCUCAGAGGAUCAAGAAGACCAAAGCUGGCGAAAACGAAGAAGAAUCAGUUAAAAAAACUGAUAUUCAAGAAGAUAUUGUGCAUUCAAUUGCCGAAACCACUAAUACAUUCGGAAAUGUUGAAUUCCCUGAAUAUUAUAAUAAGCUCAAGAAAAUAUGGAAAACCCGUGAAACAGGUUCAAAUUACUAUGUAAUCGAUAUGAAAAAUCAAGAAAUAUUAAAUGAAGUACAUAAUCUUUUGGACGCGGAAGAAUUGAAAUUACUAUAUGAUAGACUCUCUUCGGAAAGUGAGGACAAAUAUUUAAGUAAAAAGGCGCUUCAAUAUUUAUCAUUGUUUAAUCAGGAUUGUGAAGGUUAUUCAGAUAAUGAAGAGAUCGAAGAUGAAAUUAUUUUGGAGAUGAAAGAAGAAAUCUGCAAUUUGGACGGGCUAAUAGCAAAAUUUCAAUAUCUAUCCCAUGCUCUUCCUAUCCCACUAAAACAAUAUAAUGAAUUAUUAUAUCCAGAAAUUUAUAUCAUUAAAACUGAUGGGGUUGCUGAACUGUUCAGAAGACCUAAACAAAUUCCCGUGUUUAUACUCGAGGUUUCAGGUGGCCCAGGUAAUCCAGACCCGGAUAAAUACAAUGAUGAUCGGAAGAAAUUGUUUAGAGAAGGUAUUUUUGCACUUAAUAAAUUUAUAACCCGGACAGAUCUUCCGAAUUGGGAGGUUUGUGCCUCUUUGGGUGUUUUUUUGUCUCAAGGUUAUGACUUAUUCAGUUUCCAAAGGUUUGAAGAAAUAAGACAACAAAAUAUUACAAAUCCAACCUAUAAAUUUCCUACUGGUCUUACACCAAAUCGAUCCCGAACUGUGACAUUCACAAAUUUUUUACCAAAAGAAUCAAGAAAAGAGGCUUCUGAUAAGGUGGAUGAACAAGAGAAUGG
This is a messenger RNA of Racocetra fulgida, 1418 nucleotides long. The record is from the annotation of a GenBank genome assembly. Lineage: Eukaryota; Fungi; Glomeromycota; Glomeromycetes; Diversisporales; Gigasporaceae.